GGGAUUGUUUCAACCAAUCAGAUUGAGCCUUCUAAGGUGCAGAAAAAAACAGAAGUUGGCCUAUUGCCUCCUCGACCAGUAACGAAUGACAGCGUYAUGGAGGGUUCGUCUGUGUACAUGUGCUUUCCCUGCUACCAGGAGUUUAACACUCUUGAAGAAGUCCUCAAGCACCAGUUGACAUGUACUGCUGAAGAGGACCAAUCUGGCUCAUCUGGAGGCACUGCUGUCGCCAUUCCAGUGGAUCAGCCUCAGCAACAUGCAGUAAGUACAUCCCAGACAAUUGCACUCCCACAGAUUGCAGUACCCCAGAAUGCAGUCGCACAGAUUGAGGUCCAUGUGGGACAUCCCUCUCUGGAGCAAAUUAAGAGUGAAGUUGAUGAUUCCCAUGAGAAGAAACCACCAGACCAGCCCAGAAUCCUCUACCAGUGUGGGGAUUGUGAUGAACUUUUCAAGAGCCUUGACUUGUGGCAGCAUCAUCGUAAGGAAGGGGCGUGCCAAUGGGAUUCUUUAGCGAACAAGCCAACAACAGAUUCUCAUAAUGAAGCCCCGACCUUCUCAGCUGAGAGUCAAGCAGAACCUUUAAAUCCAGAUGAUUCAUCUCUGUCACAGAGUGAAAGUAGCAGAAAUCCUGAACCAAUGGAUGAGCAGACUGCACAGCCACCUUCACCUCAGAGCUCAGACGCUCCUGUUGCUGAGGCGGAUGCUUCAGCUUCUAAUUUAGAUGAUUCAUCUCCAAGAAGGAGGGGAGUAAAUAAAAAGCCUAAACCUGAACCGGUGCUGCUGUGCGUCGACUGUGGCUCAUGUUUCGGCCUGGUUUCUGAACUCGUAGCUCACCGCAAGACUCAGCACGGCUUUGAGGAAGCUCUGCACCGCUGCUCCAUGUGUGGAGAAAGCUUUUUGAACACCACACUUUUCCUCUAUCAUCGCAAACAGCACCGACAGAAGGGCGAGGAAACCGUGGAAGAUGUUCCCAAAAUGUCUUCCCCUAACAAUGCCAAUGACGUACCCUCUCCCUCCAGCACUGUGCUCUCCACGUUUACUCAACCCAAGUUGUUUUUCUGCACCCACUGCGGGCAGAGUUUCGGUGACGCCAGAGGACUCACCUCUCAUCGUAAAGAAAAGCAUGGCUUCAGUGAUCCACUGCACAGCUGCUCCCACUGUGAGGAGAGCUUCAUGAACACCACUCAGUAUCUGUAUCAUCGGCGUCAGCACCGUUUCUCACCAGCUACACAGGAAACAGAGGAAGCUGUUGGUGAAACAACCCCAGUUAACCGCGACAAUACCGUACAAACCGCAAAGAGACUGUUGUCUCCCUCUUCGGGUGAAUCUGGUUCCCCUGUUCCUAAGAGAGGCAGGCCUUCUUUCAGGAUUUUGAGUGCUUAUGCACUAGAAGGAAACAUUAGUUCAGGCACUAAAGAUGAAUCAGAAGCCAGCGGUUCAGCCGACUCGAACAACAUGAAUCACCAUCCACCUGCCAAGUUGCUACAGGAUUGGGCUCGAACGCCACUUCCCCACGUCUGCCCUUACUGUGGGCAAACCUUCACCCGGCGCGUCUUCCUCCGCACACACGUCUACAGUCACACCGGAGAGAAGCUCUUCACGUGCAAGGUGUGCUCGAAGUCGUUCACCAACUCCCAGAGCCUGCUGCGACACAGCCUGAACCACACAGGCAACAAGCCCUUCUGCUGCGACGUUUGUGGCAAAGAUUUCGCCCAGGCAGCCACCCUGAAAAGACACCAACUCAUUCACACGUCAACGGAGCCUCCGCGCAGGCGAGGACGCAAACCGGUUUGUUCCUUGGACAUUGAAGGAAGUGCUCAACUCUUCUCUUGUCCAAGCUGUCCUUCACGAUUCAACACUGAGGAUCAGCUUAACCACCACAAAUUGCUCCACACUAACCAUCCGUUCCCCUGUCCCGACUGUGGAGAGGCUUUCAAACGCAGGAAAGACUUGGACCUGCACUCUCUCAUACAUCAAGACAAGCAGCCGGUGGCAUGUCCGCACUGUUCAUCCCCGUUUAUCAACCAGUCCGUGCUGGAUUGUCACCUGCAGCGUUGUCCUGUCACCGAAGAUGAAAAGAAUGUCGGCCGUGGACAAGGGCAGGGCCGUGGACGUUCCACUGGACAGAUGGAGUGCGACCUUUGUGGCCACCGUUGCAUGACUCAAGAAGGCCUCGACCUCCAUCGAUUGUCGCACACAGGCCAGACACCUCUGAAAUGCCCAGUGAGGCCCUGCCGCCGCCGAUUUACCUCCAACAGUACCCUGGAGGAGCAUGUGCUGGCUCAUUUCCAAGGAACGCUCUCCAAGUCCAAAAACCGACCCCGCUUCCACUGCGAGAUUUGCCURAAGGAAUUUUCCUACCAAUCCACCUUCAGUGUUCACAUGAGGACACACACUGAUGAGAGGCCCUUUGAG
Molecule: messenger RNA, 2415 nt
Organism: Austrofundulus limnaeus
Lineage: Eukaryota; Metazoa; Chordata; Actinopteri; Cyprinodontiformes; Rivulidae
Gene: znf574
Product: zinc finger protein 574
Biological process (GO): regulation of DNA-templated transcription
Molecular function (GO): RNA polymerase II cis-regulatory region sequence-specific DNA binding; DNA-binding transcription factor activity, RNA polymerase II-specific
Source: RefSeq, a predicted model, not a curated record